Sesamum indicum (sesame) is the source of this 1373-nucleotide messenger RNA. Its product is annotated as embryo defective 2735. Lineage: Eukaryota; Viridiplantae; Streptophyta; Magnoliopsida; Lamiales; Pedaliaceae. The record is from RefSeq and is a predicted model, not a curated record.
GCGGUUUCCGUUUGUGGGGGGUGCCAAUUGACAAUAGAAUGAGAACUAAUGGACCAAUCAGAACAUUAUGAAAACUACAUGUACCAAAGUGAUAUUUCUGGGUUUUAUCACACGCUAUUCUUCCUUGCAGCACUGUCAGUUUCCUUUGCCAAAGCCCAAAUUCGAAGACCCAAUCCAGAAACUCGGAAACGAAAGGGGACAGUGUUAAUGGGCAGUAGGGAAGAUUCUGAUUUUUGAGGCGAAGUGCUUCAACCAUACAGGGUGCUAGUUGAAGCGGCGAGAGAGUAAGCAGAGGUCUUCCUUCACCUGCAGCAGCAGCCAUCAGCUGACCUCAAUCGAAGCAGGGUAUUCGGGACUAAGUGAAAAGUCAGAAUGAAGUUCAGAGUGGUGUGCAGGAAAGUUUACGAUUACGUUCGGUAUGAUCUCAAGGAAAUAGCAUUUCCUUCCUCUUUACCUGAUCCCCCUCAUAUCAAAAAGCGUCGCAAGCUUUCGUGGAAAGAACGCUUUCUUGUGUUGAAGGAAGCGUCUAGACUGUAUGCAGCAAGCUGGGUCAGGGAUAUUGGUCCAGAACUCAGGCCAUAUGAUUACAAGAAGAAAGAACAGAGUGAAGAUAAAUCGAACGAGGAAAAGGCUGCAAGUAAAGAGAGGGAGCCGUCUACUCUAGAGGAUCUUGCUGUGGCUGCAAGGGGGGGAAUGGAAACAUUAAGGCCAGCAUUGCAGCGUGUGUACAUGACUAGAGCUUCCGCAUAUAGAGAUGCUCUCAAAAGUUUUAUUGAAGGUUAUCAAGAAGGUAUACAACAAGUUAUGGAGAAGAAGGAAGAUUCUAAGUCUCAACUUGGAGACGACACUCCCAAAAAAUCAACCUGAAUUAUCUGAAAGAGCAACUUGGUGAGUCAUUCCCUACAUCAUCGGAUUUGCUGUUGAACAAUAAUUGAAUGGGUUUAUGUGAUCAAUCAUUUUGUAGUCUGUAUUUCGUGAGAAAAUCAGGAAGCCACAUCAAAAUCACACCCCCAAUCAACUCUUUUCACUUGGCACUUCAGGGGUCUUUCAUAUAGUGCAUUUGGUUUUAGGAAACUGGUAGUAAGAUAUAUCUGUAAACCAUCAUAUAGUCGAUGCAGGUGUAUGUCUACUGCCUAUAUAAUAUCAACCAGCAUCCAUUUAUGAUAAAGACUCUUCAGGUUUAGCCAUUGGAUCUUGACCUGAUUAUUGCAUAGCCAAACUGCUAUACUUGGCAUCCUCUCUCGGUACGAUCACAGCGCUCUUCUGGUCACGAUCAAGGAACCAAGAAUUACAGAUUGUACUGUGGAGGCUGGUCGAACAUCAACAUCUAGGUUUAUCAUCGUUGAUUUGAGAAUUAUCAGAAGUCGAUCUUG